Arabis nemorensis is the source of this 876-nucleotide messenger RNA. NCBI's taxonomy places the organism in Eukaryota, Viridiplantae, Streptophyta, Magnoliopsida, Brassicales, Brassicaceae. The record is from the annotation of a GenBank genome assembly.
AUGAAAAUCACUUUUGAGUGGUCCAUACCAAGAAGCUUUUGUAUCAAGUAUUACUCAAAAUACGAAGGACGACUUAAAGCAAACAAUAGAGAAUCAGAACCGUUUCUUCGAGUUGCCGGAUCUUGUAACGGUUUGGUCUGCGUCUACGACAUGGUCGACGUUUACCUAAUAAACCCUACAACAAGAAUGAUCCGAACACUUACUCCUCCUCAAGGUAACAAACUUUCAGUGGGAUUUGGGAGAGAUGUUGUCACAGGAACAUACAAAGUGGCGACUGUGUAUGGCUUCGACGAUGACAGAGUGGAGACUCUAGUUUUCGAACUGGCCACUAACGAGUGGAGAUGGAGACACAAACCGCUGAAAGAUAAACCCUAUUACAAGCGGCCGCUCUCCCGAGGGUCCAGUAAUCGAGGAAACUAUAGGCAUCUCCGAUUCCGACGCCGGUGGAGCCUUUACUUGCCGGCGUUGGACGUUGGUCUCUCCACUGCUCUCACUUGUCGUUCUUUUGAAUUACUCUGCUUCUCGCCGGUUUUACGCUCUGCACCUACCGGCGGUGAAGGUACAAUGUUAUGGUUAUGGCUUGUUCUCUCUAAGAACAAGAUGAUUGUGUCAAUUAUGGGCCCGUGUGGUUCGGAUCUAUUCUCGGCUAGAAACCGAAGAAGUUCAACCCUUUAUUCCACAUUUCAAUUCACCUCCUCCGUCUCCUCCGCUGGCCACCACCACCGCACAAAUUCAGGCUUCCACCACGCUUCACCCACAAAUUCUUCGGAAGCCCGACUUCAACCACCUUACUCUGGUGCCGGAGAUAAACGCCGGAGUUUGACUCCGGAUCUGCCACUCGCACCCUCGUCAUCGCCCUCCGAUCUCAAGGAGUGA